AUGUACACAGCUUUAACUCAUGUGGUCUGGUUCUUGGCAAUAGCCACUCUUACUAUUCAGACAACCCUCAGUCUUCUUCCGACAACUCCAAUUCAAAAUGUUUCCAAGACUUACAUUGUCCACGUCACCACUCCGCCACGAGGUACUAAUGUCUCCGAUUGGCACCUCUCUUUCCUCCCUAAAGGAGGUGAUGAUCGGAUAGUACACACCUACCGCCAUGUCAUCAACGGUUUCGCUGCGAAAUUAACUCCCGAUGAGUUGGCGGACAUGGAGAAGAUCUCCGGCUUUCUCCAUGCCAGCCCCGACAGACGUUGCACCCCACACACCACCAAUUCCCCGUCUUUCCUCGGUCUCAAUCCCGAACGAGGCUCGUGGCCCGGCCAAACGGAUUUUGGAAGUGGCGUGAUUAUCGGAGUUUUGGACUCCGGAAUCACUCCGAACCAUCCUUCCUUUUCUGAUGAAGAUGUCCCUCCCCCGCCGGCCAAGUGGAAGGGCCGAUGCGAUCUCCCAAUCUGCAACAACAAGAUUAUCGGCGCCCGGAACUUCAUCGACUACGGGCUGCCGCCGUUGGACCACACAGGACACGGCACUCACACAGCCAGCACAGCCGCCGGCAAUUUCGUGUCGGGCGCCAACCUGUUUGGCCAAGCCAACGGCACCGCGUCCGGCCUGGCCCCUCAUGCCCACCUUGCGAUCUACAAAGUAUGCGACAUCGAGUCCUGCGACCAGAGCAACAUUCUGGCCGGACUCGAUGCCGCAAUUGAAGACGGCGUGGACGUUAUCUCGCUCUCGGUCAGCACCGUGGUCCUCCAUCUUUACGAGGACUACGCCGCCAUAGGGGCGUUUGCCGCCACAAAAAAAGGAAUAUUUGUGAGCACUUCAGCAGGAAAUGAAGGCCCUUUUACCUCUAGCACAGAAAAUACGUCACCAUGGACCUUAACGGUCGGCGCCAGCACCACUGACCGGACAAUCGCAGCCGCAACGAUUCUUGGCAACGGGGAUAUUUUCAAAGGGCAGGCCGUGGGGGACCCGACGAACUAUUCUUUGACUAUGUUGCCGUUGGUUCAUUACCCAGGCCAGGCGGCGGAGUCUUGCGAAUCCGGAAGUUUGGACAACUUGGAUGUGAAGGGGAAGGUUGUCCUCUGCGUGAUGGAGUCCAGUCCCGUUGGAAUAGCUCAGGCGGUGAAACAUGCCGGUGCUGCAGCAGUGAUUUUGAUGAACAGCGAGGAGGGUGGCUACACAACUAUGUCAUAUGCUCUCCCUCUUCCGUCUCUCUCCGUUAGCUACUUGUACGGAGAACAAAUAAAAAAAUACGUCAGCUCAACCAGCACCCCUGUAGCAAAAAUUUUACUACAAGGAACUGCAUUCAGAGAUGAAACCGCCCCUGCGGUCGCCUCAUUCUCUUCGAGAGGACCUAACUCUGUCAGCCCGGGAAUAUUGAAGCCGGACAUUCUUGGUCCUGGCGUCAAUAUUCUCGCGGCCUGGUACAAAUCGGUUGAGAAUGCAAAGCCAGCCACCGCCGCCUUCUACCUCGAUAGCGGUACAUCAAUGGCGUGCCCACAUUUGAGCGCCGUUGCGGCCCUCAUCAAGAAAGCCCAUCCCAGCUGGUCUCCUGCCAUGAUCAAGUCAGGCAUGAUGACCAGUGCGAGUCAACUAAACCGUGAUCAGAAACCAAUACUUGAUGGAAGCACCAAUCGCCCCGCGGACGUGUUUGCGACAGGGGCGGGGCAUGUAAACCCGAAGCUGGCACUUGAUCCAGGACUCGUGUAUGACAUCACGAGUCAGGAUUACAUAUCUUACCUCUGUUCGUUGUAUUCGGAGAAGGAAGUGGAAGUCAUAGUUCGAGAGAAAGUCAACUGCAGUGGCUUAGGAAUACCCGAAGCACAACUGAACUACCCGUCGUUUGCCGUCCAACUCGGAAAAGGAGGAAGCGUAACGUAUUCCAGGACAGUCACAAACGUCGGAAAUGCCAACUCGACAUAUGAGGUUGAAAUUGAAUCUGCUCCGGGUGUGGACAUCUCGGUGGAGCCCACGGUGCUUACGUUUACUCAACUCAACCAGAACAGCACUUAUAAGGUUGAAUUUAGGAGACAAAAUAAGAAAAAUGAAACAGGAGGAUAUGUUCAAGGAUCCAUCACUUGGUCUUCUGUGACUCACAAUGUCAGAAUCCCUGUUUCUGUUCACUUACUGGAUUAUUAA
This is a messenger RNA of Erythranthe guttata (spotted monkey flower), 2199 nucleotides long. RefSeq names its product subtilisin-like protease. Gene Ontology annotation, molecular function: serine-type endopeptidase activity. Gene Ontology annotation, biological process: proteolysis. The record is from RefSeq and is a predicted model, not a curated record. Lineage: Eukaryota; Viridiplantae; Streptophyta; Magnoliopsida; Lamiales; Phrymaceae.